Musca vetustissima is the source of this 534-nucleotide messenger RNA. Its product is annotated as lectin subunit alpha-like. The record is from RefSeq and is a predicted model, not a curated record. Gene Ontology annotation, cellular component: external side of plasma membrane. Gene Ontology annotation, molecular function: carbohydrate binding. NCBI's taxonomy places the organism in Eukaryota, Metazoa, Arthropoda, Insecta, Diptera, Muscidae. Gene Ontology annotation, biological process: biological process involved in interspecies interaction between organisms. The transcript has 3 exons. The coding region runs from base 1 to 534 and encodes 177 amino acids.
AUGGUCAGGCAUUUGUUCGCAGCUCUAAGUUCUAUCUGUUUAGUAGUUUUUAUAACGGAAGCCACCGUCUCCGACAAAUGGAGUAAAGUGAAUGAAUUUGGUAAAAUUUUUAUUGAAGAAGAACAAAAGUAUAAUUGGUUUGAGGCCAAGGAUGAAUGUGCAAUAAGGGAUAUGACACUCAUAGUCAUUGAUACACCGGAAAAGAAUGCAAGUAUUGAGAAGGUAUUACGUAGGAGAUUUGGAAAAUGUCCUAAUUUAUGGUUGGGUGGCAACGAUCUUGGAUUGGAGGAUAAAUUUACGUGGUCUUCAACUGGCAAACCUUUUGAAUUCUCCAAUUGGUCGAAUGGUCAACCGGAUAAUUCCAAAAACAAUGAACAUUGUGUGCAUUAUGAUCGGAGAACGGAUUUUGAAUGGAACGAUACACAGUGUGCAACAAAAAUGGGUUUCAUUUGCGAAGAAAAUCAUUUUUUGCGCUCUGCUCGACACGACAUGGAAGAGAAGAAAAUUGCCAUAGAUCACUUAUUUGCAUUGUAG